Cladophialophora psammophila CBS 110553 is the source of this 1668-nucleotide messenger RNA. RefSeq lists its product as uncharacterized. The coding region runs from base 1 to 1668 and encodes 555 amino acids. The transcript has a single exon. The record is from RefSeq and is a predicted model, not a curated record. NCBI's taxonomy places the organism in Eukaryota, Fungi, Ascomycota, Eurotiomycetes, Chaetothyriales, Herpotrichiellaceae.
AUGUCAACGAGACGAGGAAGAGGACGGUCCAGUGGCACUAGCCCAGACUUUCUUUGGGUCAAUCGGACCCCAGACUCUGAGAGACUCUCGGCCACCCGACAAGAACGGGAGGAACUUCGAACAAUUACUAGCCAUGCCCGUCAAUGGCGCGCGGCACUGCGACGCCAACAGAGGCUCUACAGCGCACAGACCGAGGCCACUCAUGCCCAAAGCAUUGUGGGCUGGGGGAGGCAAGGUACCGUCUCUGAGACCAGCUCUGCCGAGACUUCGGCGGCUCCCUCACCUGCCGCAAUGACACAAAUCACUGGGAACUCUACUGACCCAUUCACCUACUUGGAGUCUCCAGACGAUGCUUGGUGGUCACACAAUGCGUUUCGGUACGCCGUCGAGUCCUGGUUGCCGUCCGUAUUUCAAGAUCUAGAUGUACUGGAUGAGACGUUGCCUACCUCCGAGUCCUGUCUUGCCACUAUCAAUCGAAUCGUGCAGGGCUGUCUUGCCAACAGGAUGCACAUGUUCUCACUGCUCGCUGCGAGUACUGGGUUUUUGAAAUACGUUCUGAGACUUCAACUUGACCGACAUGACUCCCCGGAAUAUUGCAUGGGCAAAGCUCUUCAACAUCUGAGACACCAUUUGGCCAGUGCUCCACAAGCUAAUGAGAGUCUGAUAUUUGAUCUAAAAGCACUGUCGACCUUUGAACGGUACGUGGACAAUUUUGAGGGGGCUAGAACGCAUUUACGGAUGGUUCAACAUCUUGUUCAGUCACUCGGAGGCCUCGAGAUUCUAGACCCGCCCAUGCGAUUGAUUUGCUGGCUCUGGGAUCUGCUGGUUGCCGGCGGGACCGGUGAAACUCCCCUGAUGCCUCUCACCUGGGAUCCUGGUUUGCUUCCACGUCAGCAAAUGCGGGAUGAAAUACUUCCAGCUCUGGCUCAGAGCGGAGUCAUACCAAGCGGUGCUGGCCUUCUUCAGUACGGAUCAAUGGUGCAGCCGGAACUGUCGCCCAUCCUCGUUGACACGAUACAGUGGUUUCAAGUGCAGCAAUACAAUCGCGUUCACAAUUUCAGCCGGUCUCCAAUCGAGAAAUGGGCCACGAGACGAUCACACGCCAUUGUCCAUCGACUACUUUCAAUGUCUCCGGGCUCCCCAAGUGAUAGACUGCAGUUGAUGCUGUCCGAGUGUAUCAAACAGAGCUUCUUAGUCGUCAUAGCGGACGUGGAAGAAGCGAGGCGCUCCCGAGCACAGAAUGAGUCCAUCAGAGAUUCAAGUAACUACUCCUGGUCCGAUAUCAAUCGCCUUCACCAGGCGCUGUUCGCGCUGGUGCAAUCGGAAGAAAAUUGGCAGGAACAACACGAGGAAAUCGUCCUUUGGAUGGCCUGUCUGGGUGUCCAAGCAGCACCGUCAGCCGCACCAUCUCAAUCGGCGGCGCAAUCGGCACAUGCAGCAGGAGCAGCGGCACGGUCAUCAUCAAGUGAAGGGACCAGCCAUCGGGAGUGGUUCCUUGGUUUAGCAAAGCACCUGUUCUUCGAGCGCCGGAGCCGAACUGGGCCAUUAUCUUCGCCUUCACCUGCAGGAAAUGAUGACUUGGUACAGCUCAUGAGCCGAUAUCUCCAUCGCUGCGAGCCAUCCGGACGGCCCAAUAUCGUUGGACUCGAAGACGUGCUUUCUCCAUGA